CUUAACGCAGAGCAAAAUGCACUGAAACAUCCUGCGGGAUCGUUUACUAUUUCUGCCCGAAUGCAAUGAAAGAGAAGCGCUGGAACAAUGUAGCUGCGGUCGUGAUCCGUGCCGGAAUUCAGGCCUUUAUUCUGAGAGAAAUGCGGAAUCUUUUCAGCUGGGGGUUUUAAUGCGGAGAAAAACCUAGAAAAUGAAGAAACAGUUCAACCGAAUGCGCCAGCUCGCCAACCAGACCGUUGGCAGGGCGGAAAAAACAGAAGUAUUAAGUGAUGACCUGCUACAGGUGGAGAAGCGGCUGGACCUGGUGAAGCAGGUUUCCCACAGCACACAUAAAAAGCUCACCGCCUGCCUGCAGGGACAGCAAGGGGCCGAGGUGGACAAGAAAUCGGUCAAGUCCCCUUCGAAAAAGUUGCCUCUGACCACACUGGCACAAUGCAUGGUUGAGGGAGCAGCAGUAUUAGGAGACGAUUCUUUGCUCGGUAAGAUGUUGAAUCUUUGUGGUGAGACUGAGGAGAAGCUGGCACAGGAACUCCUUGUCUUUGAGUGCCAGAUGGAGAGAGAUGUAGUGGACCCUCUCUACAGUCUUGCUGAAGUGGAGAUUCCUAACAUACAGAAACAAAGAAAACACCUAGCCAAGCUCGUUCUGGAUAUGGAUUCAGCACGGACAAGGUGGCAGCAGUCAUGCAAGUCCUCCAGUCACCCCAGCAAUCUACAGCCGGUGGGGGCCAAAGCAGACUCCCUCCGAGAAGAAAUGGAAGAAACGGCCAAUCGCAUGGAGAUCUGCAGGGACCAGUUAUCAGCGGACAUGUACAACUUUGUGGCCAAAGAAAUAGACUAUGCAAACACCUUUCAGAUGCUUAUAGAGAUUCAGUCGGAGUAUCACAGGAAGUCUCUGGAGAUUCUGCAGAGUGUGUUGCCUCAAAUCAAAGCUCACCAGGAGGAUUGGAUAGAGAAGCCAUCGUAUGGAAAGCCGUUAGAGGAGCACCUGACCCUCAGUGGCAGAGAAAUAGCCUUUCCUAUCGAAGCAUGUGUCACCAUGCUGUUGGAGUGCGGCAUGCAGGAGGAGGGUUUGUUUCGAGUGGCCCCAUCUGCCUCCAAACUGAAGAAGCUAAAGGCAUCGCUGGACUGCGGGGUUAUGGACGUGCAGGAGUACUCUGCUGAUCCACACGCUAUAGCAGGAGCCUUGAAGUCGUAUCUCCGUGAACUCCCUGAACCUCUAAUGACCUCUCAACUCUAUGAUGAAUGGAUUCAGGCUUCGAAUGUCCAAGACAUGGACAAAAGGCUUCAAGCCCUGCUGGCUUCAUGUGAGAAACUUCCAACAGCCAAUUUAAACAAUUUCAGAUACUUGAUUAAAUUCUUAGCCAAGCUCACUGAGUACCAGGAUGCCAACAAAAUGACGCCUGGUAAUAUUGCAAUAGUAUUGGGACCCAAUCUGCUAUGGUCUCAUUCCGAAUCAAACAUGACAGAAAUGAUGACCACUGUGUCUCUGCAAAUCGUCGGUAUCAUUGAGCCAAUCAUCCAGCACGCCGACUGGUUCUUCCCAGAAGAUAUCGAGUUCAACCUGACCGGCAGCUACGGCAGCCCUAUCCAUACCAACCACAACUCCAACUACAGCUCCAUGCCCUCACCAGACAUGGACCAAUCCGACCGCAAGCAGUCUCAUGACCAGAGCCGACGCCCCCUCAGCGUUGCCACUGACAACAUGAUGAUGGAGUUUUACAAAAAGGAUGGCAUUAGGAAAAUACAAAGCAUGGGAGUUAGGGUCAUGGACACUUCCUGGGUGAAAGGAAAAGGUGCGUCAACUCUGGCUCGGAAAGCCUCGUCCACCCCUCCCAGCGCCCAGCCGCCCGGAUCACCCGCCGACCCCUUUGUCUCUGAACAGCCCGGGGAGCUAAACAUCUCCCCGACUCCCACCACUCCUCCAGUGGACAGGGCCAGCUCCAACGAGGUGUCGCCCCAUCGGCCGGACCCCUCUCAUGCUCAUGCGCCCCACGGGGAGGAGCGUCCGCCCCCUCCUUACCCUUCCUCCUCUCCCUCCUCCACCACAUCCUCCCACACCCCUCACCACUUCUACCCAAAGCCGCCUCCAUGUGCACGGCCAGUGGCGCCAGGCCCGGAGUCACAGCCCCCUGACUCCCCACCUCCCCAGUUACGCUGGUCCGGCUAUGGCCCUCCUCAGCCCCAGGUGCCCCCUUCUUCCUCCUCCUCCUCCUCCUCUUCUUCUUCCCUCGACAUCAACUCUAACCCCAAGCCCAGCUGCCUGCAUUUUCCCAAACACGGCCCGGCAUGCGAGCUGCCGGAUGUGAACACUUCCCCUCUCUACGUUAAAACACCCCUUGUUUUGACCCGCAACGAGGUCUCCCUGGGAAACGCCCCUAGCCUUCCUUCAUCCGGCCCCCCUCCGUGGGCUGCCUGUCCAUGUGCCCGCGACCGAGGACCUCCCAGGCUUCCUAGCACUCUGAAGAGCAAGGAGCUCUCGCCUGUGAUUGGCCAUAAGGUCAUGCAGGCGGCAGGACAGACGGCGCCACCCAUAUGCCAGCAGAGCAACAGUCAGUCACCACAUUCGGCCGAACACAGCCCGCACACUCUGCGCAAAGGCUCAAGAAAAAUGGCCCCAGUGCCGCCCAAGGUCCCGUAUGGCCAGUCAGGGGCGAUGUCCGACCAGUCCACAGGUCAGCCGUCCCCGGUCAGCCUGUCCCCCACUCCCCCAAGCACUCCAUCCCCGUAUGGCCUGGGCUGCGCCCCGGGACAACUGCCCGCCUCCUCUCCCGGGCAGGGUCCGCUGGGCACGCCCCACUCUCUCCUGUCCUCUCCCCCGUCUCUGACCGGCACACUCAACAAGUCGCGACCGGCCCCCAAACCGCGGCAGAGACCCAGCCUGCCCCCUCCGCAGCCACCCUCCAACCCUCCCAGUGCGCCCCAGCCAAUGGAGCAGGGCCUGCUGGAUGGAUUGUCCCCCGGGGAGAGCAUGUCCACAGCAGAUCUCUUCAGCUUGGAAAUCCCCUCCAUCAAUGUCAAUCUGGACAGCCUGCUGGACGAGUUCAGGGUGGGGGCGCCGUGCCGGAUCUUCCUGGCCAUGGCUGACUCUCCGGAGGGGGAGCGCGUCACCGAGGAGGAGUCGCAGAGCACCACGCUGUAACCCCAGCCAGCGGCAGCCUAGCCCUGCCAAGCUCCCCCACCUUCAGCCGACAACCAGGCUUCCAUCGGCCCCACCCAAGCGUACCUUCACCACCCGAGCUGGACCCCUGACCCAACUCAAAAACAUGCCUGCUGCAACCUUCAUGUGAAUCAGUAACCAGAAUACUGCCACCUCUUCUCACUGAUAAGUAGAUACAGUAUGAAAUAACACCUACAGACGUGCCAUAACUAAGACAAGGAAUGAAAGACUCUACGAAUGUUCCAGAUUUUUUUGU
Messenger RNA from Trichomycterus rosablanca, 3413 nucleotides. RefSeq names its product Rho GTPase activating protein 44a (gene arhgap44a). The record is from RefSeq and is a predicted model, not a curated record. The transcript has 22 exons. Lineage: Eukaryota; Metazoa; Chordata; Actinopteri; Siluriformes; Trichomycteridae. Gene Ontology annotation, cellular component: postsynaptic density; intracellular anatomical structure; presynaptic active zone. The coding region runs from base 191 to 3139 and encodes 982 amino acids. Gene Ontology annotation, biological process: regulation of dendritic spine morphogenesis; positive regulation of GTPase activity; negative regulation of Rac protein signal transduction. Gene Ontology annotation, molecular function: protein binding; GTPase activator activity.